ACUGCUAGCUCCGCUCAGACGCUUCGCGGCACUCGCUUUUUCGGAUCGAAUACCUUCGCUAAUGUGGUAAAAUUAACUAGUUUGUUUGGAAAAAGCAAUACUGGUGGUGUUUUUGUUUGUGACGACAUUUUAAACGUGAGCUAGCAUGUCGAGCUACAGCCAACAUUGGACACAUUCUCCCUCGCCCAAAGCUAUCAAGGUCUGCCAGAAGCUGAUUUUUACAACCAGCGAUGGAGAAGAUGAGCCCAUCGACGACACCAACGAGUCUGGUUUCAAAGAGCAAGACUCUUUUGAAAACUAUCCUAAUGUCAGCAGUCUAAUGCGCGCCAGCUUGGACGAAUCGGCGAAGCUUUGGGAAGAGGAGGGCUUCGGGAGCCCGUCCCAUUUCUCCGGCGAGACCUCGGCUCUCUUGGCGGUCUGCGCCACCACGCCGAGAAAAGUCACCUCUCCGAUCCCCACCUGCCCCGACAAACCUGCACGCAAAACACAGAAAAAGAGCUUUGGGUCCAGCGCAAGGGGCUCACGCAGCGUGAGGUCCCUCUUCAAGGAUGUGGAGCCUGCAGCAAUGUCCAGCAGAGACAGCUUCACCAGAAGACAGUCCACACCCCUGGUCAACUUUAACCCCUUCACCCCUGACUCCAUGCUCGUCAAGUCAGCCACGCAGCAGCUCAACAGGAAGCGAAUGCACUGCAAUAUCUCAAGUGGUGAAGAUAUAGAGACAGGUGACGCUGAGGGAGACGAGGAAAUCCAACCACCAUCCAAGAGGAUUAGUAUUAGUAACACGAUAACUUCUCGCUACGACUCUGAGUUCUUGGAGCUGGAGAAGAUUGGUUGCGGUCAGUUUGGUGCCGUGUUCAAGUGCGUAAACAGACUGGACGGCUGCAUUUAUGCCAUCAAGCGCUCCAAGAAGCCUCUAGCCGGAGGAGUGGAAGAGCAGGACGCCCUGCGUGAGGUGUAUGCCCACGCCGUGCUGGGCCACAACUCCCACGUGGUGCGCUACUACUCUGCUUGGACUGAGGACGACCACAUGCUCAUCCAGAAUGAGUACUGCGAUGGCGGCACGCUGUCCGACGCCAUUGCCCAACAUAUCUCUAGCCUGACAGAGGUCGAACUCAAGGACCUCUUGCUGCAGGUCGCCAACGGCCUUAAGUAUAUCCACUCCAUGUCACUGGUGCACAUGGACAUCAAGCCAAGCAACAUCUUCCUCUGUUGCCAGUCUGUCAGGUGCUACGACAACCCAAACACCAGCGUGAUCUACAAGAUAGGGGAUCUGGGUCAUGUGACACGGACCAACAGCCCUCCGGCGGAGGAAGGCGACAGUCGAUAUUUGGCCAACGAAAUUCUCCAAAAUGAUUACACUGACCUGGCCAAGGCAGACAUCUUUUCCCUCGCUCUCACUGUCAUCAGCGCCUCAGGGGCAAAGCCUCUUCCCACCAAUGGAGAUAUGUGGCAUGAAAUCCGCCAUGGCAAACUGCCCACCAUCCCCCAAAUGCUCUCGCCAGAGUUUGUCAGCCUGCUUCAGCUUAUGAUCAACCCUAACCCGGCCAGACGACCUUCCAGCUGUGACCUCACUUGUCACCCGAUGCUCCUGAUGGCUGCCGAAAUGAGAGCGAGCUUCAGAAGGCUGAGCUGAAUAAAAUCCCUGCCGAGGACAGCAGCAGCACGCAGAGCUGCGCCACCAUAACCUGUGGACGCAUUGAGAAUAUGAGCCGCUGCAUCAAUCUGGUUUACUGGUAAAUGGAUUUUAAUUAUUUCAAAUUGAGUUUAAAAGUGAUACUGUGUAAUCAUUUUUAUUUAUACGCAGUGUUAUUUUGUACAUGUCUAUAAUGUGAGGUUAUUUUAUGAAUUUAUUUAUUGUAAGUCAAAUUUACCGAUUUACCACAGUUUGUUUUUUUCGUCUAUUUUUGCAGUACUUUUUGUUGGUUACUGUUUUGUAUGUGCUCCAGAAAGGCAUAAUUGAAAAAAAUAACAUUCAUUAUAUUUCUAAAUAUUUUUGUUGUUUGCAUUUGCAAAGAAAAGUACAAGUUUUAUUUUUGUAGUCUAUUUUUGCAGUGCUUUUUGUUGCUCACAUUUGCAAAGAAACCAAUUAUUUUGAUUAAUGGAUACUGCGCCAUGCUUUUUUUUUACUCUGAGAUGUUUCCUUUGUUUCCCCAACGUCAAUGUUGUUUGAGGUUUGCAGAAUAGUCAAAAAGUUGGUCAGGGUUGAACUGUAUGAUAGAGAAAGACAAA
Molecule: messenger RNA, 2229 nt
Organism: Nerophis lumbriciformis (worm pipefish)
Lineage: Eukaryota; Metazoa; Chordata; Actinopteri; Syngnathiformes; Syngnathidae
Product: wee1-like protein kinase 1-B
Biological process (GO): mitotic cell cycle; protein phosphorylation
Cellular component (GO): cytoplasm; nucleus
Molecular function (GO): non-membrane spanning protein tyrosine kinase activity; magnesium ion binding; ATP binding
Source: RefSeq, a predicted model, not a curated record